GCCUCCUGCCACCCCUGGGCUCCCCCUUGGGCGCGCGCUCCCUCUUUCUAUACCUUUCCGACGCAGCGCCCUACAGCGGAGCCCGUAGCAAUCACGGCCCCGCGUCGCGCGCCGGCUGCGCGGUUUUCGCCGCCCCCGCGAGCCUCGGCUCAAAGCCCGUCCGUCGCCUCGUCCGCGAGGACACGCUUGCUGCGACGGGCGCCUCCCGAUCGCGCACUGUGCUGCCUCUUCCUCCUGCGGAGCCCACGUCACCUCUUCGCCUCCGAGCCUGGAAGAAACAAUAUGCUUCGUCGUUGAGGGACCUCCUACUCGCAUCUCCGCACGCAAGUUUUCUCCUUCGGGUUCCUACUUCGUGAUACACAACUUGCGACAAAAUAUUCCUGCACAUUUGGCUUCCGCUUGACGCUAUAUCUCACCCGUCAAAAUUUGAGAGCAUAGAUUGUUUUUUUUUUCUUUUCUUUUGACGGGUAUAAGUUUCCGGCCCGCGUUGCGGCAUUGUUCUUCGGAAGGGUGGCUGAGGCAUCUUAAGUUGCUUCCUUUCGACUUCCUGGUUAGUUCAGCGUUUCCCGAACCUAGAGUUAUUUGUCCUUAAGUUUAACCGGUCGGUAUAUGAAGGCUUGAUUAUAAGACCGAGCAAGUACUAUUCGUAAAUAUUUAAAAUAAAAGGCUGCCUUCAGCAUCUUGUAGUUCGGAAGCCAAAAAAAGGAUAGUCCGCACAGGGACCAAAAUCUCGUUCGAGUUUGAAGCAAAGAUACGUAACCAAAGCUGUGUUAUAUAAAUUGCGGGUUCGGCUUUGACGACGAGUUUACGCUUGGAGAUCCAGAGGAUUUUGCUACGUAGAAAAAGAAGAAAGAAGAAAGAAAAGAAAACGCCCAAGUCCUCAAGUUCAAGUCAUCGAGAGUGCAGUGGUCGUUGGAUUGUAGGUUUCCGAGCUCGAAAGCGACAUCGCAGUGCAUUCGGCGAUAGAGGAGGAGAAGGAGCACCCGCACCCGACGCAGUGAUUGAAAGUGGUACGGAGAAGGAGACGUGGCGGCGAAAAGUUCGCGAAGGACAAUGUCAAGCAAGUUGUCUACUUUGUCAGAGGCGGUUGCCUCGCCGCGAGAACCCGUAGUCUGCGUGUUGCAGAGAUGGUCGAUGUUGGGCGUCGAGACUUAAAAGCAGGAGCUGCCGUUGCAAUACCCCCCACCACCACCACCACCAUGUCCCGAUGGGGAUUGAUUCGAGCAGCUGUCGUAUACGUCUGCUUGUGGACCGUCUCCCUGCUCUCCACGAACCUCGUGGCCGAGGCGGACGAGACAUGGUUGUCGCCGGGCCGCGAGAACGACUCCUCAUCGCCGCCACUGAGCCACGAGAAGCGGCUCAUGGACUCGCUGCUGCGCCACUACGACGCCAGCGUGAGGCCCGUCAAAAACUCCUCGGAGCCUGUCAUCAUCCGGUUGGGCAUCACGCUCACGCAGAUCUUCGACCUGGACGAGAAGAAUCAAGUCCUUACAACCAUCGUUUGGCUCGACCAGGAGUGGUUCGACGAGUACCUCGUCUGGGACCCGUUGGAGUUUGGGAACUUCAGCAACCUCAGGCUGCCCUGCCAGAAGAUUUGGCUGCCAGACAUCGUUCUCUACAACAAUGCGGACGACUACACGCGGGGCUACUUCCAGACACGCGCCAUGAUCGACCCCCAGGGCCGAGUGUUCUGGCCGCCACCCACCAAGUUUCGCAGCACCUGCCCAGUGGACGUGACGUACUUCCCUUUUGACGACCAGGUGUGCACAAUGAAGUUCGGUUCUUGGAUUUACGACGGGCUUCAGGUUGACAUCCAGAACCGCACGUCCGAGGUCGACCUGGUCAACUACAUGCCCAACGGCGAGUGGGAGCUGCUUGAGGCGCGAAUGGUGCGCAACGUGGUGUACUACCCGUGCUGUCCGGACCAGCCCUUCCCGGACAUCACGGUGGUCCUGGUUAUCAGGCGCAAGACGCUCUACUACAUGUACAACGUGGUCAUGCCCUGCAUCAUGAUGUCCGUACUCACUCUGCUCGUCUUCUGUCUACCGCCGGACUCGGGCGAGAAGAUCGCACUCGGCGUCACAGUGCUGCUCGCAUUCUCCGUGUUCAUGCUGGCCAUAGCGGAGAAGAUGCCCGAGACCUCAGAGUCCAUACCCUUACUAGGCAUCUACCUUACGGCCGUGAUGGCCAUCACAUCCAUCUCGGUCGUGAUGACAGUGAUCGUGCUCAACUUCCACUACCGUGGUCCCAGCCGCAAGGAAGUGCCCACGUGGCUCCGCCGUCUCCUGCUCGACCGAUCCUCCUCCGGUCGCGGGUGGUUCUCGAGGCCGGCGCGUCGCAAGACCGUCGGCGACAACCACGUGCACUUCUACGACUUGCCGUCGCGCACAGCGGCUGCCAAGGACCGCUCCGACGACGACGGCGACGGCGGACGCCGGACGGCCGACGACACCUUCCGGCUCGUGGUCGACAGCGUCGCGAUCGGCGGCGAGUACGCCGAGCACUCCGCGAGCAACGAGUCGCCGAGCCCUGUCAUCCAUGGCGACGUGGCCCGAAACAACGCCUCUGCAACAGCCAGGCACCGCCGGUGUCGCAGCGGUACAGGUGCUGGUGGCGGAUCCACGAAGCGCGUUCAGGAAGAAGUGCUGCGGACUUUGCGGUACCUACUGGAGAAGCAACAGCGUGAGGAGCAUCUCACCCGGACUGUAAAUGAGUGGCGACAGAUAGCGCUCGUGAUAGACCGCACGCUCUUCUGGUUCUUCCUGAUCAUCACAGCCGCCUCCUCCAUCUGCUUCCUUGUUGUCAUACCGAUGCAGAGGCGGGGACUGUGACUGUGACUUGAGCAGAGUUGUCUGCAAGUUUGUCGUGUGAUGACGUGCUGAAAGAGUGACGGGAGUGAGAAGAGAGAAAAAUCUAUAUGUGCGUUACCGUUUUGACUAUCUGGGCGGCCUUCACGAGGCCUGAAUUUUUGGUUUGCGAGUCGCAGUGGGUGUUAAAACAAAGCCGUGGCCGAGCUGCGGAUUUUGCCUCUUCCACGCUUAAACGCUGGAGGGCACCUGCGUUAUUUUAGUGGAAAUAUACAUUCCUACGAGCUGACGAGUAAGAUAAUUAAAAUAAAUCUAACCACUCAAUUCGGUCGUUCACAUCUCAGGAUUUGCACGGGUGUCUUACGAUCGUUUUUAGCGUUUCAAAUGCAGUAACAGCUUAAUAAGGAAAAUAAAUAAAUAAAUAAAUAAAUAAAUAAAUAAAUAAAGAAUUCACAUCCGGCUGUGUCUGACAGACAAGAAAUGUUAAUUGUCAAGGAGACCAAACGUACUUAAGAUUGCUACUCUUUAAAUAGGUCCCAGUUUCAUUGCGUAAUAUCUACAUUAACGUGAGUUCCGAACACUGUGCUUGAGCACAGUCACAAGUAACUAUGUUGUUCGUCAAGACGGUAACACAUGCAACCUUUUCAAUGUAUAAAAUUGUUGCUCACCGGAUCAUUUACGAAUAUCUUGCUUGUUAAAAAUGUCUCAUUUGUGCCAAGUGGGCCGCAUUUUCGCAAUCACAAUCAACGCAAAUGAAACAACCGGCAGACAAAAUGCUGUGAGAGUGCUUGAACGCUCCAAUUCUGGGACUACAGAGAUGUGACCUUCCUGUUCACUUGCUUAACAAAAUACCUGUUCUUCCAAACCUAAGCGAACGUUAUAUCUCCUUCACAACACGCGAUGCUCUUUAUAUGUUAAGAAGCUUAUGCUUGUUGUUAGUGAGCUAGCUGUACCGCCACGUACAAAUCUUUUUGGAAAAGAACUUAGAGGGAUGUGCUCGAGAGACAAAAUUAAAAUGCAGCCAACUGCACUUAGUUACUUAACCACUACCAUGGUGCUUGUGAUAUUUAAAGAGACUAACUUUGCCCCAACUGUCCCCGAGACAAGUGUCGCACGAUAACCCUUAGGGACUUGGUGGUCAUAUCUUAAAAACAAAAACAUCGUAUCAUACGGCGCCAUCCACUACACACGUAGGCAAGAAUACCGGUUUUAUCCUUAGCAAUAAGUCGUAUUGUUAUGUUGUUCGUUUCAGGAACUUCUGUUGAGGCAUGUGCAUGAAAUUUCAACGCCAAUUGACUCCACCCCUCCUCCCCCGUCCCUUAUUUUAGCUUCACUGUCAACAAUGAUCAAACAAGAAAUCGUAUACGAAUAAAGAAGAGGUAUAUCACAGGCAUAUGACAAGUACGUGCCACAAUACACGUACCAGUUUUCUGUGAAUGUGAUAAAGCACACAUUUCACUGAGUUGACCACCGAACGAAGGUUUUUUAUCGCGCGAACAGAUUACAGCGCUAAUAAACAGCUAUUAUUAAGCUUUACCGUUUUGCAUCUCCUCACUGGAUGGUAGCGAUCAGAAAGCGCAUGAAUCUUCAAAGAACUGCUCAGAGUCAUCCUAGCGCGAGUUUGCUCAGUAGUACGUCAUUAUUAGUACUUCCGCUGUAGAUAUAUGUUGUGCUAGCGAGUUGCUGUCCAUGACUUACUGCUGUGGUAGUGAUUUUAUACAUCCAUCGUGCAAUCGUGUGGUUUGUUGCAAGCACAUGGGUGAUAAAAGAUACUACUACAGCGACCAACAGUGUUUGUGUUUCUUUUCGUUGUUGUUUUUGUUGUUCUUGAUGAUUAUAAGCGGUCGAUGACGUAGAAAUGUCAUCCGGAAUGGUAUGUUAGCGAUAAGGCAUCUUUACGUCGAGAAUACCAGCAAAACAGAAACGAAGCGUGCAUGGAGCAACUGCGACCAAUCCACGACGUUGACUUUUUGUGACUUGGUGCUUGAGGGCUCAGCUCAGGAAAACCAGAAGUUUUAACGCUUAUAUGUAGCCUUGUGCACCGCAAUCCCCACCUUGAAGCAUGCGUCUAGCAGAAACUAUUGUUAUCCUUCUAGCUGGCCAUCGCUCGUUGUGUAGCCUCCUUAAGUUCACUUAUACGCACCUACAGCCGUUCGUCUAACGCUCCAGUCAUAUCACUGCUCAGACCGAAAUGCGGACGAGGGCCUGAGCAGCGGUCUGACUUGAGCGCACGAACUUAUGUUCUCGCACAGCACAAUUACCUGCUUAAUCUUCUUUAUCAAAUUUCAAUGUGCCUCUUGUGUUAGCCGGAGUAGGAAAUUUUUUUGCCUCCAUGCACGCGUGCUGCAUUAACCUUACUUGUGCUUUUUUUGACCACGAUAUAUUUGUUGCUGUUUUUUCAAUAAAUGACCACUAUCGUAGCGACUCUUUCUUCUAUAGCCGAAAUUCCGAAAGGCACUACAAAAAAUGAUACGUAAAAAAAAAACGCAAUUUGGCAUUGACAACCCGUAAACAACGUAAGCUAGUCAUCUCUCGAUGGUCUCUUAUCUUUUGAUAGGUCGUACUUAUACACUGGCGCUCACAUACGUAGGAGCAAAAAAAAAUGAAGUUGGAGACUUGAGAAACAGCUUGAUGCGACACUUUGGGCUGAAAGUCCAAGAAAUCUGAUUUCAUCAUUCCCACACUAGACAAUAGUUCUAGGGCAUGCCGAGAAAUCAUACUUAUGUCGCGCGCCUAAAACGAACAUCUAUAAGUUCUAGCUACUACAAACCUUCUUUCUUUUUUUGUAUUGUUAUUCACGGAGAGUUUGUCUCUUCUUUCCCCAAUAAAAGGAGUGCACCAUAACUAGGCCACAUUAAAGGAAGAGCGUUCAUGAAGAAGUUGCGGGAAAGCAAGCAAGUAUCAGGUGCUUAAGCAAAUUUUCUCAUUGAGGGAAUAAAGCGGCGUCUGGCGUUUGAAGUAGCAAAACGCACUCAAAUCGCCAUAGGCUUCCAUUCCACGUCAUGGCCGCGCCUCGGCGGAGUUCCCAUUGGCUGCGACCCCACGGCACGAGCGCGUCUCGACGAAGCAGAGCAGGCGAAAUGAAACACCUGCUACCGCAGUGGUGCGUCAAAGUAUGUGCCUUUUGCAUGGGGGCAGCAAGUCCAACAUCCAACCACCAAACACCGACCAAGAAAACGAGCGAAAGAGCCAAAGAAAGUUAUUCGCCUAAUAAAAUAAUACUAAUAAAUAAAAGGAAACGAUUACGUGGGCCAUGGUGGGACACAACCGCCAUUAGGACACAACCGCAUGCACGCUUCUGUCUUGCCAUCUAACGCCUUGAGAUUGGCGCCUGCGACGCGUUCCAUACACAAACAAUUUCCUAGAAAAGUGAACGUACACAUGCUCACGUCAAUUUUCAUAAUGCAACAAUCGUAGGAACGGAAUACGUUAAUAGUCACGCACAAAAGUUAUCCGGAUCGGUUCUUCGUCACAUCGCGUAGGAACAAAUUUCUUACAUAAGCGGCAAGCGCUCCAAUUAUCUCCACCCUUCCCUCGAGGCAGCCAGUGCUUUGAAACGCUUUAUGUGAAACUGCACAGCCUUUGAGAUCUGCCCAGUUUCGCCAAUCAAUCACAAUAGUAGCUAGCACUUUGAGACAUUAUUUGGCAUUGUACCGCCUUCGUAAUCUGUCUAUGUCGCAACGGAGCAGGUUCUAACAUUUUUUUUCUUCGUCGAUGUACAAUAAAUUAGUUAUCGAGCCAUCAUAAAUAGGCCAUUGUCUUGCCUAUGUCGCCAUAUACACACACGUGUCAAACGGAAAAUAGCUCGCCUUACACUGGCACGCUGCACCAACCGGUAAUAUUUAACAGAACCCCAAACGACGCUACAUAACCCGUUCCCUCUUCGCAUAGCAUUAAUUCGCACAGUGUGUGAAAUCUGCAUAUUUUAUUAUUAUUUUCUAUUAUUUAGUUAAGAAAUGGAGACUGAUAACUUAGGACAACUCUGAGUGGAUACACCAACCUAGCUUAUGCAACUUCUUUUCGUUGCACUGAACUUCGUAAUGGGAACUCUUUUAGUAUGCUACGGUUCGCAUUCAUCAUUAUAAACUAAUCAAUUAAUACUAAAUCAUUCAUUACCCGAGUUUGGGCAGAAACGUUUGCAACUGCUGUCUCAAUGGUACUGUUCCGCAGGAAAUAGGCACGCACUAUCUCACGUGACACAAGGCCCCGGUUCAUUCUGGUAUAUGUCAUUCUACCGGUCUCGCGACCUACUCGAAAGCUACAAAAGAUGACGCCACGAAUGAUCCUUAGUGUGGCAGAAACGUCCUCCAUGAACGCAGGUGGGGUGAAUGAUGCAGUGCAUAAACUAGCAAACCAAGAUUAUUGUUAUUGCUAUUGUUAUUAUUAUUGUAGAUUUCAAUCACCCCCACAAACAUACCAGGAUUUGAACGAAAUAACAGGGCAAAUGUUCGACUUUUUCCAGUCUUCUGUCUCCUCUUCUAGUUUCCAGCAUUUUCCAACGUUUGGACAGCUCCAGCAUUCAUCCUCUCGGCUUCGUCAGUUGAUGCUCAUACCGUACCGCGCUAGUCUCUUAACGUGGCGUCAUCAAACUCCAGCGAAUGCACUUUUUCUAGUUUACUCAGGCCAUAAUGCAACAUGGCAAUGUGAACUCGACGACUGGUUAUUCAAAAGAUGAACACAUCCUUGCAUGUCAUAGUGACAACCAAGAUUUUACAAACUCCGUUGCCUGCAUGAGAUACAUGAAGUGUGGAAACGUUGUUUCAGCGCUUUCACCUUGGUGUGGCAUACACAAAGCACUUUCUUUGUAUAAUUCAUCGAGUAAUCUCCGCGUCAUGUUUGUGAAGACAUAGUCCACGUGCUGCCGGACUGGCCCUUAUAUAGGUGUAGCAAAGGCAACAGAUGCGCUUUAAAAUUAUAUAGGAAUCUUGGAAAUCAUCCAUUAUUGCUUGAGACAAUACUUGGACCACGGCCAGCUAGUGGCCUUGAAAGAACAGAAUUCAAUUCUGUAAAAGAUGUCUUGUGAACACGGACAUGUGCGCAAAAUAAUAUAGAACGAUAUUGUGCAGUGACUAGCCUUCGUUGUCAUCUUUUGGUUGCUUUUUUUUACCACUUGUAAGUGUGUCUGUGCGCCCUGAAGUGUUCUGUUUACUUUUCAUUAUUAUAUUGUUGUAUUAUUAUUUUCGACCAAAUUUAUUUUUUGCAUAUAAGAGAAGUGGAGUAGCCGGAUGCGUACUACUUCAGUUCUCCUGUUAAACCCCUUUCAGGACUCCACCUACCUCUUCCAGCUGCGAUAAGCUUCAGCGUAUCGUAAUGUCGUGCUCGUCAUGUUUCUGGUGCGAAAGGAGGUAGAAGCUCAAAGCUGGGCUUCCUAUUGAAGUGGAGGUUUAUAGAGAAUACAAAACUGAAUCCAUCCAAGAUAAAGGUAUUAUUAAAGCAUUGACGUUUCGGCGCCCACACGGGCGCCUUAUUCACAAUCAGGGCUCGCAUGCGAGGUCCAAAACGUCAAAUUGUGCUUGUUUAUACAUCUAAAAUCAACAAUCAGUCACCUUCGUCUACGUCAGGUGUGUUUUUUUCCAGGGCUUGUUGUGUCCGUCCGCCCGCCUUUUGCUUUAGGCCGACGACGUCAUCCCCAAGUCGUCGUCGUCAAGCCGUCUGCUCUUCCUCAGCUUCGAUCAGCCGUGUCAUAAUGUAAAUACAACUAGGCCUGAACUUACCACUGAUAACAUUUGCGAAAACACGCUUAGAUUGUGAUGAUUGUGACGUCUCGACUGCUGCAGCGCGGCCGCGUGUCGCGUGCUACAUCCCUUUUAUCGGAAUGACGUUUCUACACCUCGCAUUCCUUACAAACUCUCCCUUGCACCCGAUUUGGCGCACAUUGUAACGCGCUGGCCCACUCAACACACCUUGAGUUUCCUGUUAGAUAGCUUUAAGGUUAAGGCCUCCUAUAUUGCUUCAAAGAAAUGUGUGACCAAUGCUAAGAUCGCACUUGUGCCUUCUAGCAAAGCAGCCCAAUGCUCUAACCAUUAAGCCGCUAUCACGCACUUGGUUCUCUCAUGCCAAAGUCGCGCUCUUUGAAGCGCCCAGCACGUUCCUCAGAAGAACGCCAGUUUCUGGCAUUCUUCAUUCGAGAUAGCUAGAAAUUUGAGACGCUGUCUUUGACUGCACUGCGUCCAGGAUCGUCCCAUAUUUCCUGUUAGAUACCUUCAAAGUGCAUGGUGAAGUACCACUGUAACGAUAUCGAAUUAAAGAAGUCGCAGCUUCGACCGAAAGGCUAAACAUUGACAGCGCGAGCAAAGUAUUAGGCAACUACACGAAGCAAUGGUCGUAUUGUUUUAUCGGCUGGAUAAAUUGCAGUUAACCUUCGCUUACUAAUUAAAUGAACAAACAAGGUGCACACGCCAUAUACGGGCAAACGUGAACAGAUCUUACUCGAUGACCGCGACCACUGGCUGUCACAACGCUGGCAUGAUGACCAAACGUAUCGUGGUUGACCGAGCUGUUACACUUUCUUUGAAUACCAUGGGUUGUAUACUAUGUUGUAUGUGUGUAUCUUCCGUCUGCAGUUGUUAUAUGUUGUAAGUCCUGUUGUGUAGAGAUAACUGAACUUAUGUGCUUGUUUCGAUACAUAUUUUAGCACCUUCACUUGUUUACCGAGCUGUGCAUGUCUCUUAGGGUCAUUUUCUUCGGAGGGUGAAACUUUGGAAAUAUUCGUGCUGCUCUGUACCCGGUGCAAUAAGUUUUUGUACCUUUAGUUUUGCUUGCCUUGGAAAAAUCAGUAGCCGACACCAAUAAAGGCGCCAGCCUCUCCUUUAAAAAGCG
Messenger RNA from Dermacentor andersoni, 9626 nucleotides. RefSeq names its product neuronal acetylcholine receptor subunit alpha-10-like. NCBI's taxonomy places the organism in Eukaryota, Metazoa, Arthropoda, Arachnida, Ixodida, Ixodidae. Gene Ontology annotation, cellular component: postsynaptic membrane. Gene Ontology annotation, biological process: monoatomic ion transmembrane transport. The record is from RefSeq and is a predicted model, not a curated record. Gene Ontology annotation, molecular function: transmembrane signaling receptor activity; acetylcholine-gated monoatomic cation-selective channel activity.